GUAGACGCGCAAUUGUCCGAUACGGUCAGCGGAUUACCUUCUUUACCGUCUUCUUCUUGCUGAUUGUCAGCUGGCUACGACGUUGCUAUCUUUGUCGCUCGCUUACGUUUCGCGUCGCUCGCCUAUUAAUCAUUACAUUUUUGGCUGUCACUAAAAUCGGUGGUGUGGUUUAGCUUGGUUCAGCUUGGUCAAGAGCGCGCGCAACUGACCAAAUGCCCAAAAGGAAGCACUGCAAACACGCGCAUAAACACAUACACUUGAAUAAGUUCAUGUGCAUGCACAUAUUAAAUACACACACAAAAACAUUCUCACAUAUGCACACGUGCUCAUAACCAUGUUGUAUCCGUUAGUAGUAAAUUUGAACGCAACUACACUGUCGUACAAUAAGGCGGUAGUUUCUGCGACGACCAUGAUGGUGGCGGUAAAUUUGUGCAAAUUCAAAUACUUUCGCCGCUAAAAUUAAACUUCGGCGCUCACUAGGUCCAGUUCAGCGACACUCGCGUUCGUAGUCGCGCUCGCGCUCAUAGUUGUUGGGCCUUAUUUACACUCGCGACAAUUUGUCGCCUUGCCGGUACGUCGUUCAUAUUCGAAGGUUCGCAAAGCACCGUUGAACGGAAACACAAUCACAUCCUUUGGACACGCGGACGAGACAACAGCGCCACGGUGAAGGCAAAAAAAGGUGACAAAGUUACGAUUAAUAUAAAUAAAUGUGCUUUUCCACGUUGCGGACAUUACUACGCGAAGUGACAAAUAAUAAGAAGAGAAUAAAACUUAAUUUCAGUGAAAGUGUGAUUAUUUCUAAUUUGAUAGCGUAUAUACUAUGUAAAUGUAUGUAUGUAUCAAUAUGUAUACGACACAUGUAUAUGGAUCCAUAUUAAAGUGAAAAAUCGUAAAUAUAAAUCUACAAACAUUCAAUUGUCCAAUUUUGAUUUAAUACUUAUGCUAAUAUUUUCGCGAUUGUAUUACAAGUGAGAUAGUGACGAUAUACAUGCAUACAUGAUUUAUUAAAUUGUUUGAAAGGAAAUCUGUUGCACUGAAGUGUCAUUGACUACACUGCUUAUGGCCUACAUAUGUAUGUAUGUACAUACAUAAGUAAAAAUAAAAGUUGUACGUUAUUGUGUGUAUGUUACGUUUUGUAAAUAUUGAAGAUUUUAUAACUUAGGCAGAAAUAAAAGACAAGCUAAUAAAAUAUAAAGUAAGGAAUUGCUUUGAAGCAAACCCUCUUUCAUUCUUCGAACUGUUUCAAAUAAACGAAUUCAAACUGUUCGAAACCGGUCUGAAGUUGGAUAUCUCCAGCUAUUCCCAUAUGAAUAUUCGGAUGACUACAAAGGGCAAACGCCCAUUGCGUAGUUUGACUCCAAGUGAUAAAAUCAACGCCAUUCAACGAAUUCAUGAUGGAGAGUCCAAAGCAUCAGUGGCUCGUGAUAUUGGAGUCCCAGAAUCUACAUUACGUGGGUGGUGCAAAAACGAGGAUAAGCUGCGUUUUAUGUCACGACAAACUGAUAAAAUAACAGCUGAUUCAUUGGCCGAAAAACUGGGAACAUCGGCCGCUAUUCUCGUAGGACCUCCCGAAAAACGUCAAAAGUUGGACGGUAGUUCUGUACCCUUCAUUUAUUCUAAUAAAAUUAAAUAUGACGAUAUGAUGUAUAAACGGUCUCCGCUAAAUGGUCUUGACUAUGCGUCAAGCAAAACACUUUCAGAGAUUACUUUCAAUGGCUUGUCUACGGACUAUGUUGCUUUUAGCAGUGCUGUAAAGAAUAAUAAAAGUUUUGGCACUGACGUAUCACGUCAAACAGAUCCAGCAAUUGCUGCUAUAAGUCCCCUGACAAGCCUAUCUCAGCUUUCCGGGCUCUCUGGCCUGGCACAAUCACCUCUAGCAAUUAGUUUCAAUGAACUUACAUCAAAUCUAAAUAUUUUGGCACAGUUAAAUCCUGGACUGGCAGCAAUGUCUUGUCUAAAUGAAUUAGGGGCUACAACAAACCCAUUACGUAACGUAAAAACAAAACCUCAACUACAAUUGGAAAGUCCUCAGAGUGACUGUGGAGAUCGACAACAAGGGUUGUCUGUUAAAAAUUGGGCGAAACAAAAAUCCCCAUCAUCGACUUCUGAAGAAUCAUGUUAUGGACUUAACUUACGUCUAAAUGAAGAUAAUAAUAAAAACAAAAUCAAAUGCCCCAGCCCAUCUCUCGCACCAUCGCUUUCUAUUUUAUCAGAUGAUCCCUUAAUUUAUUGGUUGAAGUCUCAGCAAGCAAUGUUGGGACUGAAUAAUAUCUAUCCAUCGCCACUAGCACCGCCAAUGGGGGCAUCGAGUCCACCAUUGCGAUCUUCAACACCACAUCAAUCAGCGAAACUUCAUGUCACUACCCCAUUAAGCGUUUCUGCAUCAAUAACACCAUCGACUGCACCUUCUUUGGAUGGUAAAAACUCCGCAUGGCUUAAUUGGUGCAAAGCUUUGGGUGCUAGUCUUAAUUCGUUAGCACCCACUACUGCGGCCGCUGUUCUUCAUGGCCCACCUAUAAAACAACAACAUCAACCGUCUUCCAUUGCGACCAUUUCAACAGAUAUUGAAACUACUGCAUUGACAUCAAAUAAAUCCACUCAAAAUUCUCAAUUGGAAAAUAUUCUGUUUACUCAACUAACAAAAAGUAUUAACAGCUGUUCAAUGGAAAGUUCAACAAUACUUAACAGUACCCAUUCUACCCAUAUGGAAAAUGUAGAUUCUUCAAACAAGCCCGAAGAUCUAUCAGCUCGCACGGUAAAAAACAAUUUAACAGCUACUUCACCAUCACCGACAGUACCAGCCCAGGACUCAACACCAAGCCCUAACCCAGGAGAAAGUUUAGUUCCUACUCCAAUGCAUAGCCCAAAUGAGCAAUUAAUAGCAAAAGUUCCACAUUCUCCCCUUUAUAAUGAAGAAGCAGAAGACUGCGGUACAGACAUGUCAGAUUGCAAGGACGUUCUGGAUAAUUUAUUGUACAAAAUCAAUAACAAUCCGUCUGUAAUUUCAUUAAGUAAAGCUACUACUCCGACAAGUGUCGAAGGAGCAGAUUAUGAUGGAUGUAGAAGUGAAUCUAAUAUUAGCUAUGGAAGUGACAAUAAUCAAAAUAGUAGCGAUGAAAAUGUCAAUAACAACAAUCACUCCAAUAAAACAGAUGAAGAAGAACGCUUUAAAUUAUCGGCGUUAAAAAAAGAAGAUGAAGAUUACGAAGCCAUAAAUCAUGGUGAACAAUUUCUUAAAUGGUUAGAAAACUGUAGCAAUCCUCGCAUAACGGCGUCACAUUUAAUGCAAUUGAGAUUCCUUAUAUCAGCGCUAAAAUCUAAUUGCGAUCCUAAUGAUGAAAGUAGCCUGCAUAAUUUAAAAAGGAGUAGUACGGAAAGGGCUCCUGAAAAUAUUGUUAAUACAUUGGAAGAUAAUAGUCUUAUAAAUAAAGGGCGUCGUCGAAAAUAGGAAAAACCAAAAUCGACAACAAUAGAGACAAAAUCCGGUAAUCCAAAAGAGAAUAUCUUACAUUAUGAAAAUCUUCGGAGUUCUUCAAUUGAUAUAGUAACCUUGAAUAGGCAUUCAAUUUUAUCGAUAUAUAGUGUUAAUACUGAAAUCACUGGAUAAAGUCAAAGGAAGGAAAGCAAAAACUAUAGCUUAAUUUGUAAUAUCGAUAGCGAAUCUGUUGAUUGAGAUAUCUACGUACUACUAAGAUAUAUUUACGUUUAUUUAUGAAUAUAUAUUAAAACUAUUUACAUACAUGCACAACGAUAUUUUUUACUGACUAAAUUGGAAUUGCAUUUAAUUUGCUCCUUUGUCAAAAUAAGAGUACUAACAAAUGUAACGGAAGAGGUAGUGCGUAAGGUUUGAAACUGAUUCUGGUACUGAAUUCAUGUAAUGACUUUUAAAAAAGUAAUGAAAUGUUUGAAGAUAAUUUAGGUCGAGCUAUUUCCAUCUUCUAUAUAUUACUUUUAAUACCAAAAAGUAGUACACCUUUUAUUGGUUCUAAACCAUUUGUAGCUUUAUAUACAUACAAACAUAUGUAUUUAAAUGUACGUAUAAGUACAGAGUUUUGAAGUGGAAAACCUACAUAUGUACAUAUAUGUGACAGUAUGUUAAAUUAAUUGAAGUGAUUGAAAUGAAUGAAAAAAUAUAUCGUCGCCUAAAAUACAAAAUAACGUAUGAUAAUAAAAUUCGAAAUUGCGUGUUUCGUUGAUUACGACCCACUAUUUCAAAUUACAUACAUACAUAUAACGACAUAUGUGCGACAUUUUAAGGUUCUGCUAUCAGAUAUAUGUAUAGUAAACCAGUUUUAACCAAUAUGUAAAUUUUUUUUCACUCAUGUUUCAUUUUUAUAACAUGUACCAUUCUUUUCCCUGUAAAUUUCCGAAAAUGUUACGUUAUUUUGCAUUUUAGCUGACGAUAUGUAAUUCCAUAUGUGCGGGUAUUAGUAAAGAAAUAUCUUAAAAACAGAAGCGCUCAGUUAUCAUAAGAUAUAUGUAUGUAAAUGCGUCUGACCAAUUAUUAUUUAAAAAUCAAAAUUCUUUGUUUUGCUUAAGUCAACUACUUUAUCGAAUUGCCAUGUGUGUAUGACUACUACAUAUGUAUAAAAAUAAAGAGCUUAUUUAUAUCAAUGCAUAUACAUAUGUAUGUACGUACAGACAUGAAUGCACACGUCUUGAUUUAAAUGUAUUUUCUAAAUGAAAAGCUGUUUUAAUUAUCGAUGUGCAUAUGUAAUAUUCACAAUUACAUACAUAUAUUGAAUUUUUAUUCGUAAGAUCUUCCCUUACUCCGAAAAACUUAAAAUUGUUGGUUCUUAUUUUUUAUUUAUAUAGAUUUAAAACUAAGAAAUGUAAGUAUUAUAGUCCAAAACUUUAUGAAAUAUUGUAAGAAAUUUAGCAUCCCUGCAUGCAUAGGAUUUCAAAAAAUUUUUUAUAUACGAAAAAAUGUAUAAUAUAUUAUUUCUUGUACAUAUAUAUAAUUAAUAUUAAACUCAUUUUUAUGUCAAAAAAUUAUUAAUUUAGUCUUGUGUAAGUAUUAGAAAAUUUUCAUCGGAAUGUACGAUUAUUUAAUAUUAUUAGUUAAUUUGAAAUUGAAUUUUCUGAUAAAAAAUCUUUUCAAUUUACAAAGAUGAAUUAUGUAUAAAAUUUUUUUUAAUGGCUUAGGGGAACGGGUGCGUGUUUCAAAUUCUCUACUUAAUAAGUCACUAACUAUAUUAAAUAUAAAUGAAGAAAUGAACAGAAUGAAUUCUUGAAUUUAGAAGAAAACUAUGAUGUUCUUUGCAAUCAUAUUCUCCAGAUCCAUGAAACUUGUUUUCAUUUGCAAACAUGAAAAACUAGCUGGGAAGAAAUUUGUGUCAAAUGAGGCCUCUUUUCCAGAAGUAAAUAAAUUGGAAAAUUGCCGAGUCAAACGUACUAAUCUGAAAAAAAUAUGCAACUACUCGACCGAUGUAAGCCAAAUUUGUGCGUACCAUUAAUCUGA
Molecule: messenger RNA, 5461 nt
Organism: Bactrocera neohumeralis
Lineage: Eukaryota; Metazoa; Arthropoda; Insecta; Diptera; Tephritidae
Gene: dan
Product: protein distal antenna
Exons: 2
Coding region: 1307-3448 (713 amino acids)
Molecular function (GO): DNA binding
Source: RefSeq, a predicted model, not a curated record